Molecule: messenger RNA, 1005 nt
Organism: Fibroporia radiculosa
Lineage: Eukaryota; Fungi; Basidiomycota; Agaricomycetes; Polyporales; Fibroporiaceae
Exons: 4
Coding region: 1-1005 (334 amino acids)
Source: RefSeq, a predicted model, not a curated record
AUGGCCACUGAAGACAGACUACUGCUAUUGGAUCAUCUGAAGAGUGUUCAUUUUGUCAAAAUCCUCGCCGUUGAGAAAAGCUGCUUGCCAGAUUAUAUUCGAGCUAGUCACCAACAGAGUAAUGCCACAGACAGCUCACCAAAUGCUGUUCUUGCACAAAAUAUUCCCCUCACACCUUCGUCCAAUGAUAUUCCGUCUCCAACUAGGCGUCCGUCCGAAGAGGAUGUGGAUGUAACGAUGAACUCACCACCAUCGCGAUCACCUUCGCCUCCGCUUCCCGCGCUGUGCACUCCGCCUCGCAGGAGGAGCUCGUUUGCGGACUAUACUGCCCAAUCCUCUCCCAUGACUACGCCCUCCCCCUCCCCUCUGCCAGACUCGCCUGCGAUUGGAAAUAUGGUCGCCGACGCUAUCAAUCGUGCGGCCUUGUCAAACGCGUCGCCCAUCCGUCCUUCCACCAGGGCUCGCAAUCUGAUGCAGAAGAAGGCGGUUUUGCGCUCUUGCAAAAAAUCAAAACAGUCCCCACCUCUGCCACUGCCUCGUCGCAGCACAACCUCCCCGGAGGAAAACGGCACGAAGCUCAAAUUCCCCUCGUGCCCGGGUGUGAGCCAGGAUUCGUCCGCUUCUGCACGGGAUAUAGAGAUGCAUCUUACGCAAAACGUCGCUGCCUCACCACCAUACUCGCCGGAUCGAUCUUUACCUACAACAGACCCUACAGACCUCACUCUGCCCAUCGUUACGCAAGCGCCAUAUGGAAGCCAAAGUGUGACUCAUUCGCAGACGUCGCAGACGGGCGAUGUCUACCGCGGUUUCCAGUCUGGCAGCUUGAAGCUGACCCAAUCCAACCCCGAGACGCUUGGAUCUGCUGGCGCAAAUAAUGAUGAAAGUGCAAUUGAUGCGGCGACGGAAAGUACCUCGCUAUCUUUUCCCCGGACGCAGAAUAGCAUGUCGGGAUCUCUCCAUCUGCUCUCGCAAGCACCAUACCCGAGUCAGAGCCAGAGCCAGUAA